This is a messenger RNA of Glycine soja, 723 nucleotides long. RefSeq lists its product as uncharacterized. Gene Ontology annotation, biological process: proteolysis. The transcript has a single exon. The coding region runs from base 1 to 723 and encodes 240 amino acids. The record is from RefSeq and is a predicted model, not a curated record. Lineage: Eukaryota; Viridiplantae; Streptophyta; Magnoliopsida; Fabales; Fabaceae. Gene Ontology annotation, molecular function: aspartic-type endopeptidase activity.
AUGGAAGUACCAUAUCUUGUGGUACCUUCCAAGAAGGACAAAGACUGUCAUCUAGCGAGAUUCCUUGAUAUUUUCAGGAAACUGAAAAUAACUAUGCCUUUUGGGGAAGCUUUGCAACAAAUGCCACUCUACUCGAAAUUUCUAAAAGAUAUGUUGACAAGGAAAAACAGAUACAUCCACCAGGAGAAUAUUGUUGUGGAAGGCAACUGCAGUGCUGUAAUACAGAAAAUUCUUCCACCAAAACAUAAAGACCCUGGAAGUGUUACUAUUCCUUGCUCAAUCGGUGAAGUCACUGUGGGAAAGUCUCUCAUUGAUUUGGGAGCCAGUAUCAACCUAAUGCCGCUCUCCAUGUGUAGAAGGUUAGAAGAGUUGGAAAUCAUGCUCACGAGAAUGACUUUACAACUUGCUAGCCGAUCCAUCACAAGACCUUAUGGGGUAAUUAAGGAUGUUCUGAUAAGUGUGAAACAUAUGGUCUUUCCAGCUGAUUUUGUGGUCAUGGAUGUGGAGGAAGAUUAUGAGGUUCCAGUCAUUUUGGGAUGUCCCUUUAUGUCAACUGCAAGUUGCAUAAUCGAUAUGGGAAGAAAGACACUAGAGAUGGGUUUUGAAGAUCAGAAGAUCAAUUUUGAUCUUUUUGAAGAAAACAAGUUGGUGCCAGAGCAUAAUGUUUGCUUGCAGGUGAUGGAGGUUGAAGAAGAAGUCUUGAAGGUGAGGACCAAUAUUUGA